GUAUAAAUAUAGAGGCAUGGCUGCGCAGCGUCCAUGCAGAUCAAUGUCGCUCCGGCGCUGAAAUCAGUGCGCCUGUCGGUCUGGGAAUGAGUGCAACUUCCACCCGCCGCCGCUUCCUAUUCUCGCUUCAGUGGAAAGGCAAACGCCGGGAGGCUGCUUUCAGAGCCACUCCCGGGAUGGGCUCUCUGGCGGCCCUGCAGACGGUGCUGGUGCUGGGCCUGGUGACCGGGCUGGCAGGCUGCGUCCCAGGGCUGAACGGCACGGCUGACCGCUGGGAGGCUCUGUACUCCCGCUCCCUGGCGCGGAUCCCGGGCGAGAAGCGGGAGGAUGUCAGUCGGAACGGAGACUAUCUGCUGGGCAUUAAAAGGCUGCGGAGACUCUAUUGCAACGUUGGGAUCGGCUUUCAUAUCCAGGUGUUACCGGACGGUAGAAUAACGGGUGUACACAGCGAAAACCGCCACAGUGUCCUGCAGAUCUCCCCGGUGGAGCGGGGGGUGGUGACCCUGCUGGGGGUCCGCAGCAGAUUCUUUGUGGCCAUGAACCGGCGGGGGAAGCUGUACGGAUCUUUACACUACAAUAACGAGUGUAAGUUCAGAGAGAAGCUCCUCGCCAACAACUACAACGCCUACGAGUCCAUUGCCUACCCGAGGAUGUUCCUCGGACUGAGUAAGAACGGCAAAACAAAAAGAGGAAACCGAGUGUCACCCGCCAUGACCGUGACACAUUUCUUGCCAAGAAUCUAG
Messenger RNA from Notothenia coriiceps (black rockcod), 743 nucleotides. It is a transcript of the gene fgf4, whose product is annotated as fibroblast growth factor 4. The record is from RefSeq and is a predicted model, not a curated record. The transcript is spliced from 3 exons. The annotation marks the transcript as partial. Lineage: Eukaryota; Metazoa; Chordata; Actinopteri; Perciformes; Nototheniidae. Gene Ontology annotation, molecular function: growth factor activity.